GUUCUGCGGGAGCGGGAGAAAGGGUUCCGGUGAGUCCAUUGCGCCGGCGUGCAGACUCCAGCGGUCAAAGCGCCUUCCGGGGGCUGGGGGAGCCUCGCUCCUUCCCUCGGCCUGUCUCCUUCGAAGUACCCUGAGCGAGGUUCAGGGAGGCUGCCGUCGCCAAAGGAACAUCUUUCUACAGCUCCGACGCCUCUGGGUGCCCAGCUACUCCGGCUCUUGCCCUUUGACCCUGUUCGCGGCGGGGUGAGAGGUCGGGUGGCCAUCUUGUGGCGGGCGCGGGCGGCUGUUACUGCGGAGACCCAUCCCUUCCCCCUCCUUGCACCUCUGGCAGUCCGUCAAUCGGGAAAGAGUCCCGCGGUCUGUCAGGCGAGGCCCCGGCCUCGUGCGGUCGCUCUCCCAGCCGCACUGGGCGGCCUGGUCCGCUCCUUGCCGGGCCUAACCGCCGCCACCAUGUCCUCUUUCUCUGAGUCGGCGCUGGAGAAGAAGCUCUCAGAGCUGAGUAACUCUCAGCAGAGCGUGCAGACCCUGUCCCUGUGGCUCAUUCACCACCGCAAGCACGCGGGGCCCAUCGUCUCCGUGUGGCACCGAGAGCUCCGCAAAGCCAAAUCAAAUAGAAAGCUUACUUUUCUGUACUUAGCGAAUGAUGUCAUCCAAAACAGUAAAAGGAAAGGACCUGAAUUCACUAGAGAGUUUGAAUCUGUCCUUGUGGAUGCUUUUUCUCAUGUUGCCAGAGAGGCAGAUGAAGGCUGUAAAAAACCUUUAGAAAGAUUGCUGAACAUCUGGCAAGAAAGAAGUGUGUAUGGCGGCGAGUUCAUACAGCAGCUGAAGCUGUCUAUGGAGGACUCCAAGAGCCCUCCCCCCAAAGCAACAGAAGAGAAGAAAUCUCUGAAGCGAACUUUUCAGCAGAUACAAGAGGAGGAGGAUGACGACUACCCUGGAAGCUACUCUCCUCAAGAUCCUUCUGCAGGACCUCUCUUGACUGAGGAACUAAUCAAAGCUUUACAGGAUCUGGAAAAUGCUGCAUCAGGGGAUGCUACUGUCCGACAGAAAAUUGCCUCUCUGCCCCAGGAAGUGCAAGACGUUUCUCUCUUGGAAAAAAUAACAGACAAAGAGGCAGCUGAACGUCUUUCAAAAACAGUAGAUGAAGCAUGUCUGUUACUAGCAGAAUAUAACGGGCGCCUGGCGGCUGAACUGGAAGACCGUCGCCAGCUGGCUCGGAUGUUGGUGGAAUAUACCCAGAAUCAGAAAGAUGUUUUGUCAGAAAAGGAGAAAAAGCUAGAAGAAUACAAACAGAAGCUUGCGCGAGUAACCCAGGUCCGCAAGGAGCUCAAGUCUCAUAUUCAGAGCUUGCCAGACCUCUCACUGCUGCCCAAUGUCACGGGGGGCUUGGCUCCCCUGCCCUCUGCUGGUGACCUGUUUUCAACUGAUUAGGACAGGUGUCAUGCCCCAGAUUCACAUCUGUACCAGCAGAAAGAAGAGGGCAAGUCAUGGCUGGAAGUCACUACCUUCUAGCCCCAGGUUCUAUCCCUUCUUCCACCUGGCCCCCCAGCCUCACGAAAGAACCAGACUCUGAUUCUCCUCCAGCCUCUCAUCUUGAGCACAGUUCAGAACAGUGGCGAGUGGAAUCGGAUACAGACUUACAUUUGCAAAGAAUACAGACUUUUUCCCCCUACUUUAUGUGUUCAUGCCCCUGUUGGUUUCCACUCUUAGCUCUCUUGACACCUGAGAAGUUAUGAAAAUCAUGUGUACUUCUGGAAGCUCUCAAAAGAAUUUUGUCCCUCCUGACAGCAUUUCGUCAGGAAAGCAGCUUCUCCUUUCUGAACUGGGCUUGUUCAAGCUCGGUACGGGCUUCCGCAGAGGGUCUCACUCUGGAGUUAUUACUUUCCCAACUCUCUGCCCCCAAAGGGUGAGGCACAGCUGUCACAGUGCGGCCAGAAAGAGUUUGCCAAAUCUCUGAUCUUCCCUUACCAUUACUUCUACUAGUAAGGCAUAGUAGGUGGGGGUUUUUUUGUAAGCAGAUGGGAGAAUCUAGCAAUAAGGUUCAAAGCUAAUCUGGGACAUAAAGACACGGUUCAGAGACAAUAACAGGGAUCACAAGCGUGAAUUAAAAAUAAGUUAUUUACUUCAAGUCCCUACAUAUAACCCUUCCAAGCUGGACUUCUCAGAGUCCCCACCCACUGUCAGAGUACAUUCCUAAAAACAGGAUGCUUUGACCCCUGGUAGCUGUGAAGGCGGUUGUUAGGGACAGCCCCGGUGGGCCCCAGAAGAUGAAGGCCCACACACAGACAUGCUGCAUAUGGGCUUUGCAUGGGUGUUGCUUCAGCCCUUUUUCUGGGAAUAGGACACACACGUUUAAUACACUGUGCGGGCACAUGUCCGUGGUACGGUGACUCAACUGGAGCAUCUCUCCAGAUGGGAGCUGAGCAUGUCAUCUUUAGUCAGGUCAUGCCACUGCACAGGUCCUUGUCCCCACAUGGGAGGAAGUAUUUGCAUCAGAUGUUACUGAUAGCUCAUCACGGGCAGGGGUCAGGGAGGUUGGGGGUAUUAAUUGGGAGUUUAAUUGUAUUAUCAUGCCAGCUGACAUUAUGACUAUAUAAUGUAGUUAGAGGAUUUUUAUCUUGCUUACAGUAAAAGUUUAGCCUGCCAACUGUGAAUCAUUCUAAUUUGGCAGCCUUAUUUUUGACAUUGGAAAGGGCAGAAAACAGUUUGCCCCAAUGGUGUAAUAGGAAUUACAGACCAGAGACUGAAAUUCAAAAGCUGUAAAAAGGAAGUCAAUGGAAGGGGCUUCAGAAUCCCCAUUGAUUUGAGUUGCUGUUUUCAGGAUUACCAAAAAUUACUACAUGUAAUUUUACUUGCUAAACAUGUUAAAAAUCUAACCUGUGUUUUAUAAAGUAUAACAAGCUUCCAUUCAAGAAGCUCUCCUGCCAAUCAUGAAGUGAGAACAGGGAAGUCAUGGCAGGUAUUCAGCUUAACUGUGUUGAACCUUGUAGAGUUGAAGCUGUUGCUCACACCUGAAUUCAGACUGUGUUGUUUGCGUGUUGCCACUGCCUGUUGUUCUGUCCCUGAUAAUGAGUCUACAGGGUUUUCUUCCAGAGGCCAUGGUGACUUACUAAACUUGCAGGUGAAUGUUCAUCUUUGCUGCUUCUGCACAUCCCCCCCGCCCCACACGAUGUGCUGCUCUAGUCCCACACUCACAAACUGGUUUCUAACAGACCCGCCUGGAUACUGCUUCACCAGGGAAGCAAGACGUUACCAGCCACAAGCCAGCAAAAGGGUGUAGUAGACUCUUGCUCUGAUCAGCUGGAUGGAAAUAUUACGGCAUCAUGGAUUUAGCCCACUGCUCUGUUUUAUCUAGCUGAGUCUUUGACCAGCAAUUGGUGCAUAAUUAUUAUAGCAAGAGCAAGAAAUGAAACUAGCAAUUAUGUAAAUGAAUGUGUUGGCCUCCUGAUACCUGUUACUAGUGGACUUCCUGUGAGGAAGUUAGUUUUGUUUUGUUUUAAUGAAAGGCUUUUGUUUUUUUUAAUUUUAAUUCUUUUUCCCACAUGCUCCCACAGUGUGCUUACUUCAUUUGUUUAAUUUAAAUGAACCUCUGUCCUAGUUUGUAUAAGGUGAUCUGGUGGGGUGGGUGGGUGGUUUUUGGUUUUGUUUUUUCUUCCUUAGGGUGUCUAUAGGCCUCAGAGGACCUUACCUUUAGGUCAUUUCUCAGAAAGUCUUCAAUCUUCCUUUGUUUUUGUUUUGUUAUUCUUAAAGAAUAUUUUUAAAGCUUAAAUUUGUAUAUUAAUUUAGGAUUUUAUUUAGAAGUAUAGGCUGUCGGCGGCGGCAGCAGUAUAUUCUGAAAUGUCUCAUAGAUAUAUAUUUUUGAAUAAACAUGGUGUUGUUGAACAA
Messenger RNA from Carlito syrichta (Philippine tarsier), 3885 nucleotides. RefSeq names its product regulation of nuclear pre-mRNA domain containing 1B (gene RPRD1B). The transcript is spliced from 7 exons. Gene Ontology annotation, cellular component: RNA polymerase II, holoenzyme. Gene Ontology annotation, biological process: mRNA 3'-end processing. Gene Ontology annotation, molecular function: RNA polymerase II C-terminal domain binding. NCBI's taxonomy places the organism in Eukaryota, Metazoa, Chordata, Mammalia, Primates, Tarsiidae. The coding region runs from base 451 to 1431 and encodes 326 amino acids. The record is from RefSeq and is a predicted model, not a curated record.